Molecule: messenger RNA, 537 nt
Organism: Pyricularia grisea
Lineage: Eukaryota; Fungi; Ascomycota; Sordariomycetes; Magnaporthales; Pyriculariaceae
Exons: 1
Coding region: 1-537 (178 amino acids)
Source: RefSeq, a predicted model, not a curated record
AUGUACGUCCCACUGGGACAAGCACAGAAUACUGCCACUCUGGUCGCCCGGCAAUACUAUGGCAACAACCGAUACCGCAACACACGGGCGCUUCCCCUCGGUGCCAUCAUCGGCCUGGUGAUCGGCAUCGUCGCCAUCUUCUUUUGUGUCUGCUUCGGCAUCAUCCGCCGCCGACGUCGCCGAUCGUCCAUGGUCGCCGGCGGCAGUACGGCCCCGAGUCACAAGUGGGGAGGAGGCUGGCGGAAUAGCAGCAGUACCACCAACACCAACAAUGGGUACUACUACAGCAACAACGGUUACCCGCAAUCGCAGCAGCCCGAGCAGCAGCAGCAGCAGCAGCAGUAUCAGCAGCCCAUGAAUCAGCAGAACGACUACGCCGCUGCACAGUCUGUGCCCCCUCCUCCCUACGCGCCGGGUUCAAAACCGCCGCCGGCGCACACUGCCAACCAUCACAGCGGCGGUGAGAAUGCCGAUUACUACUCUGGAAACACACCUGAGGUCAGCGGCAUGCCGGCCCAGCAGGGUGUCAGGUGGUGA